AUGUACAAUGAUGACUAUCACCUCAUAAGCUGCAAGUUACCACUUAUCACUGAUUUUAAUAUUAUCCAUAUGAAACGAUGUCCGUUGACCUUAUUGCGGAGUUUUUCGUGCAGCAGCCGUAGAUUACGGCAAGCCCCCCAGUUUGUCGGUUGCGAAAUCCCUAAUAAGGCAUUCUUCAAGAUACGCGGCCCAGAUUCAUGUAAGUUCUUAAAUGGCUUGGUGACUUGUAAGCUGCUACCUCAUUUUGUAAAGAAGAGUCUUACAACCAUUAAUCCUGAUGCGGAUUCAUCGAAAUUGGGCAACAAUGUAGGCCAGUUUGACAUGACCAAGAGCAAUUGGGGCAUCUAUAAAGAAGGCAAAAAUGCGAAUGGGCCAUAUAUUUCUCGUUUUGGUACGUACAGUGCCAUGCUGAAUAGUAAGGGGAGACUAGUUUCUGACGUAUUUCUAUAUCCAUGGCCAUUGACUCUAGAGCACGCUAGAAACACCAAGUAUCCAGAAUUUUUGCUUCAAUGUGACACAUCCGUUGCAGAAAAGAUAGAAAGUUUGUUCCAAUCACAUAUAUUGCUUCAGAAGGUCAAAUUCACGCGCGUCAAUGACCUUCGCGUCUGGAGUGUGUCCAUAGACAUGAGCCAUUACCCCGAAUGGAAUAGAGAUUUCUCCUUGCCGGACGAGUUCUGGAAAUCUAUGACUUCUACAAGAACACCAGAUGAGGCUUCGCAAUUUGCAAGUUGGUUCAUCGAUCAAUUUUUCCCUUCUAGCAGUGGGAAAAUACUUGGUGCGUAUUAUGAUAAAAGAAAUAUCCAAAAGUCUGCCUCUGCAUCAUUUUAUUUUAUCACAUCAAAUGAUGUCCUCGAUAUUGGUAGCCUCUUCGACCCGCAAAUGGUACAAUCACAGACCGUGAGGGCGAAAUCCACUCCUCGUGAACUUAAAAAGGAGAGAUUCUCAAGAGGCAUUCUGGAAGGCUCUGAUGAAAUCCCCCCUGAAACACUCAUUGCGCUGGAACUAAACUUUGACCUGCAUGACGAUGCCGUUAGCUUUGAUAAAGGUUGUUACGUAGGCCAAGAGCUUACAGCAAGGACAUAUGCCACAGGUGUUAUAAGAAAACGCUGCGUUCCCGUUUUACUCGAUAAACCACUCAGUUUCUCGCCAUCCGGGUUUCUGGAUGUAUAUGCGGAAAAUGAGUUAUCAGGAAGCGCCACUAAUUCCAGUCCUUUCGGCAGUGGGCGCAAACAGCCCAAGAAGAGACCCAUUGGGAAGCUGCUACGUACUAUCGACGAACAAGGUGUUGCAUUACUAAAGCUGGAAUACAUUGAAAACGCAAAUACAAAAGAGAAACCAUCUUGCUACGUUAAAGACCCAGAAUCGCUGGAAAAGGUCAAUAUGAGAAUUCACAAUAUCUUGUAA
This is a messenger RNA of Eremothecium sinecaudum, 1404 nucleotides long. It is a transcript of the gene IBA57, whose product is annotated as Iba57p. Gene Ontology annotation, molecular function: protein binding. The transcript has a single exon. Lineage: Eukaryota; Fungi; Ascomycota; Saccharomycetes; Saccharomycetales; Saccharomycetaceae. Gene Ontology annotation, cellular component: mitochondrial matrix. Bases 1 to 1404 code for a protein of 467 amino acids. The record is from RefSeq and is a predicted model, not a curated record.